Molecule: messenger RNA, 1147 nt
Organism: Malurus melanocephalus (red-backed fairy wren)
Lineage: Eukaryota; Metazoa; Chordata; Aves; Passeriformes; Maluridae
Product: alveolar macrophage chemotactic factor-like
Exons: 4
Coding region: 809-1111 (100 amino acids)
Biological process (GO): chemokine-mediated signaling pathway; cellular response to lipopolysaccharide; antimicrobial humoral immune response mediated by antimicrobial peptide
Cellular component (GO): extracellular region
Molecular function (GO): CXCR chemokine receptor binding; chemokine activity
Source: RefSeq, a predicted model, not a curated record
CUCAAGGGCUAUCUUGUCCCACCCUGUGCCAUGGGCAGGGACACUUUCCACUAUCCCAGGCUGCUCCAAGCCCUGUCCAACCUGUUCUUGGACACUUCCAGGGAUCCAGGGGCAGCCACAGCUUCUCUGGGCACUCUGUGCCAGGGCCUCACCACCCUCACAGGGAAGAAUUUCUCUCUAUUAUCUAAUCUAACCCUGCCCUCUGUCAGUGUGAAGCCAUCCCCUCUUGUUCAGGGGUCCUCCCUGUCAUAACCUGUUGUCUCCCUCAGUGCUGAUUUGAGGGCAGAUGYUGCUGGCAGGGAAAUGGGUUGAUCCAGCCAAAAUGUUCCACAUCCAAGUGAUGGAGCUGGGAUUUUUUAAAGCUGUAAGGCUUUAAAAAGCAGUCCAGGCCAAUAAGGAAAUAUCUCGGGCAUGGGUGYGAGGUCACUUAGCAGAGUUUUGGGGUGAAGAAUCAAAAGCGAAAGUCACCAGAGCACUGCUGGGCUGUGCCUUGUAAUGGGACAACGUGGCUGUAGGAGAAAUGAGUAAUAUCUGAUCAUGCAGGACAGAAAAGCACCCCAGAAAAACUCUGGGUUCAUGGGACUGUGUGCGCUAAGAAUAAAGYUGGAGGAAACAGCAAAAAAAGGAAGGGGAAAACAGGCAGUUUCGGGAAGGCAGGCCCCUGCCAAGCCCCAAGCCACAUUUUCUCGUCAGCAGGGAGCAGGGUCGGGCAAAACCACAUCGACCCCGGGGCCUCCCGUGCCGCCUGACUUCUCCUAUUUUCGGUCUCAAAUAGCGGGAUGCAGCCAGGGCUGGGGCUGGGGUCAGCAUGGCUCUAUGGGUGGCGUUGCUGCUGGGGAUGCUGCUGGUGACCCACCACCCUGGGGACACAGCGAUCCUGGAAGCCAACGGCAACCUGAGCUGCCGCUGCCUCAAAAGCACCCGAGCCUUCAUCUCCCCGCUGAAAUACAGCAGCAUCGAGGUGUGGCCCGCGGGGAGCAGCUGCCGGCGCCUYGAGGUGGUGAUUAAACUAAAGAGCCUGCAGAGGGUCUGUGUGGAUCCAGACACCCCUUGGGUGAAGAAACUCUUGCAGGACCUCCCUCACCUCAGGAGGAAGAAAAAGGUUCCCUGAGGAACCUGAGGAAGCUGCUAGCAGAGGCAUGGCCAG